This is a messenger RNA of Antechinus flavipes (yellow-footed antechinus), 5212 nucleotides long. It is a transcript of the gene ASB15, whose product is annotated as ankyrin repeat and SOCS box containing 15. NCBI's taxonomy places the organism in Eukaryota, Metazoa, Chordata, Mammalia, Dasyuromorphia, Dasyuridae. The record is from RefSeq and is a predicted model, not a curated record. The coding region runs from base 142 to 1911 and encodes 589 amino acids. Gene Ontology annotation, cellular component: cytoplasm. Gene Ontology annotation, biological process: intracellular signal transduction. Gene Ontology annotation, molecular function: protein binding. The transcript is spliced from 11 exons.
AUUGGCUCAUGGGGCACUAUUUCUUUUGGUUAGGAAGUCAGGUCCCUGGAUACGAAUGACAAGAUGAUGAUGAUUCCAAAAGGGUCAUUUACCUGACUUCUAGGAGCUUGUUCAAAUCAAAAGCCUUGUCAGCUUGAAGACAUGGAGGAAAAUGGGGACACUGAUGAGGACCAUCUCACAGAUUAUGAAAUUCAGCUUAGCAUUCAAGAAUCCAUCGAAACCAAUAAGAAAGAGUUUUAUCCUGAAAGUAGGUUUGUAUCUAUAAGUGCUCAGAACAGAAAACUUGUAGAAGCCAUCAAAACAGGCCAAAUCCUUGAGCUCCAGGACCAUGUGAAACAUAAGUAUGCUUUGGAUGAAGCUGAUAACAAUGGGUGGUUCCCACUUCAUGAGGCUGCAGUUCAACCUAUUCAGCAAAUACUUGAAAUUGUUCUGGAUGCAUCCUAUAAAACUCUUUGGGAAUACAAUACUUGUGAUGGAGAAACACCAUUAACUCUAGCAAUCAAUUCUGGUCUGGUGGAAAACGUAAGAACUCUAUUGGAAAAAGGAGUGUCUCCAGAUACCAAAAACCUCAAAGGAGAAACUCCCCUUCUGCUUGCUAUAAAAAAGGGUUCCUAUGAGAUGGUGUCUCUUCUCAUUAAACAUAACACUAUACUUGACCUGCCAUGUAUCAAAAGAUGGUCAGCAAUGCACGAGGCAGCCAAACAGGGCCGCAAGGAUAUUAUUGCUCUGCUUCUAAAGAAUGGAGGAAAUGUGCACCUGCGGGACGGAUUUGGAAUUACACCUUUGGGUGUUGCUGCUGAGUAUGGUCAUUGUGACGUGUUAGAACAUCUCAUCCAUAAAGGUGGUGAUGUUUUUGCUUUGGCGGAUGAUGGGGCAUCUAUUCUGUUUGAGGCAGCAGGAGGAGGUAAUCCUGACUGCAUUUCUCUUUUGUUGGAAUAUGGAGGAAGUGGAAAUGUGCCUAACAGAUCAGGACACCUUCCUAUUCAUCGAGCUGCCUAUGAAGGACAUUACCUGGCUCUGAAAUAUCUUAUCCCAGUAACAUCCAAAAAUGCAAUACAGAAAAGUGGGUUAACCCCCAUUCAUUCAGCAGCUGAAGGCCAAAAUGUGCAGUGUUUGGAAUUACUCAUUGAAAAUGAUUUUGAUGUCAAUACUCCCCUGGCUGAUCACAUUUCUGAGAACUACGAUGAUGGACGGAAGACUGCACUGUAUUUUGCUGUUUCCAAUAAUGAUAUUCUCUGUACAGAGGUUCUAUUGGCUGCAGGUGCAGAUCCAAACCAAGAUCCCCUGAACUGUCUGCUUGUGGCAGUGAGAGCUGGCAAUCAUGAAAUUGUCAGAUUGCUUCUCUCCCAUGGAGCAAAUGUCAAUUGUUACUUCAUGCAUGUGAAUGACACUAGGUUCCCCAGCGCCAUUCAAUAUGCUUUGAAUGAUGAGGUAAUGCUUAGACUGUUGCUAAAUAAUGGCUUUCAAGUGGAGAUGUGCUUUGAUUGCAUGCAUGGGGAUAUCUUUGGAAAUUCCUUUGUGUGGUCUGAGAUUGAAGAAGAUGUUCUACCAGGAUGGACUUCUUGCAUAAUAAAAGAUAAUCCGUUCUGUGAGUUUAUUACAGUUCCUUGGAUGAAGCAUUUGGUGGGUCGUGUUAUGCGUAUUUUAAUAGAUUAUAUGGAUUAUGUACCUUUAUGUGAUAAACUGAAAUCUACACUAGAAGUACAGAAAGAAUGGCCAGAAAUUCGUCAAAUAUUAGAAAACCCCUGUUCAUUAAAGCAUUUGUGUCGAUUACGAAUUCGAAGACUUAUGGGACUAAAGAGACUAUGCAAGGCAGAAAUUGUAAAGAACCUUCCUCUACCAACUAUCUUGAGAGAAUAUAUCUUGUUUAAAGAAUAUGAUCUAUAUGGACAAGAAUUGGGGUUAUCAUGAUACCUUAAGAGUUUUUAAAAAUCAUUCCUUCUCAAUAUAUUGUAAGAAUUAUUCAGUAGACUUAAGCAUAUUUAAAAUCCUUUAAAUUCUGUUAAACAUUUUUUUUUUUCCUUUUAGGAGAAUGUCUUGUGUAGCUUAAAAUGCCAUUUUUACUUAGACUUUUAAAAUUUCCUUAUAUCUCUUAAUUUGACAUCUCCCAAGGAUCUGACAGUAAGAGACAAUGAUCGUGGAGACAUGAUUGCUCUUAAUUCAGUUAGCUGACUAGGUAUGGUCAAUGAAUUACAUUCAUUCCUUUGUUUUCUUUACCAAGGGUUUGUUGCUUUGUCUCAGUAGUAUUAAUUGUAAUAUGUUCUUUGAUAACUUCAUUUUUUUAAUCAGACAUUUGUCCCAAGUCAUAAUUUCCCUUUGAUUUGUGUAUUCCCCAAAUGGUAGAACUGCUAUUUUUGGAUGAACAAAGAAAAUUAGUUAAGAAACUAAGAUUUUUAAACUCCCCCAUUUUCUUCUAAUAUAAACUAUAUGUGCUUGACUUGAACUGUUACAAAUCAUGUAUUUUAUUUUAUGACUUGUCUUGACAAAAAAGUCUUGACAAAUGCUGCACUGAUUUCUCUUAAUGCAAUUCUAAGAGAAAAAACAAUCAUAAAGAUGUUAGCCUGAGUCAUGGCAUUUCAAAGUAUGGAACUAGCUCUAAUGGAACUCUGGCAUUUUCUUGUUUUUUCCUUUAAUUGAUUUCUGGGUCAAUUAACUAAAUGAAAUAUCAGAUCCAAAACAUUUGAACUAACUCAACAUAUUGUAGGCAGACACUAAAGAAAUGAUCUUGACAUUCAUGGAGGGGAAAAAAAAAAACCCUCCAAUACUGAAGGAAUCACUAACAUCCAGAAGAGAUUUGAUCUUCUUCCUGUGAAUUUUAUUAUUUCUUUGUUUUCCAGAGAGCUCAGUAAGAAAGGGGAGGCAGUGUUUCUCAUAUAUUAACUGGGAGACAGGAACAACUGCACUCACUAAUGAGACUUAAAAGAAGUUAAUACAAUCCUGGUUCUGUAGCCUCCUUAUGACAAACUUCUGGGUGCUGCCUUUCAUAAAGCCGAGCUCUCCCAUGCUGUUUUGUUCACUAUAAGAUCUGCUUAGCAUUAUACAGAAGGUCUAUAUAUCAUUGAACAUAAGAUAAAUUCUGAUUUUCAGUGUGCUCUCAUGAAAUGAUAUUACCUUAUCUGGUUUAAAGUAAAUCCAGCCAGCUCUUGAAGUAAUAAAGAGCCAAAUGUGAUAUUUUCAGGUUUUAGAAUUAAUAAAAAUGUUAAAAUUACAUAAACAUAUUGUAAUAUUUUCCAACAGAUAUUAGGAAAAAAUCUAUUGCUAAAUUAUAGCAGUACAUGUUGCAUCAUUUAGAAUAAUGGGGAUGAUGUAAAGAACCAGAAAGAAUGGAAUCUUUCAUGAAGAGAAGUAAUGUUUGUAACUGUGCCUUUGCAAUUUAGGGAUAGUUAAAUGUGAAAAUAUAAAGCCACCAUUUCCUCUCCAGAGGACACUUGCUAUGGCCUUGGACACAAAGAUCACGUUUGUGUUUUAUCUUUGCCAUUGACUUUUUUCACCAGCAUAGACUUGGAGUCAGGAAGCCCUGGUAUGCAAAUCUUGUUUUAGCUCCUAAUAAGUUUGGUGACUGGGGAUUUAGCUGCUCUGGGCUUCAGUGUCUUUGUCUUGAAAGCAAAAGGGUUAGACUCAGUGACCAUAAGGUUAAUUCUAGUUCUAAACCUAAGAAUUAAAAUGGUUACAACCAACAAACCAAUGUCACAGCCUCCUUGGGACACAGUGUUAUAACUAAUACAUUCUGUUUGAAUACUCCAAGACAAACCUGUGCACCAAGUCAACUUCCCUCAGUUAUAUCCAACCAACAUUAUUAAGUCCUGACUCUUUGUAAGGUACCAUGCUAAUUGCUGGAUUUCCAAAGGCAAAAAUGAAACAAUCCCUCCCCUCAAGGAAUUUGCAGUCUCCCAGAGGAACACUGUUGAUACAAAUCUUAUAAGUUAUUUUCUGGAGAGAAAGAACAAGGCAGGGGAUUCACUCCAGUAAUCACUGGUCCUCUUGGCACCCCACGGCCCAAUACUCUGAUGUUCUCUGAUUGCUAGAAUAAAGGGAGUGAGUGGGCCUUCUCUGUAGUGGCUCUGUGCUGGCCCAUAGGGCAGUGUGAGCACCCAGUGGUCAGCUUGCCAGUCUUGGAGCCAGGAAGACUCGCUUUCCUGAGUUCUCGACACUAGUUAAGUGACCCUGGACAAGUCACUUAAUCCCACCUGCCUUAGUUUCCUGAUCUGUAAAAUGAGCAAGAAAUGGUCAAUCAUUCAGGCGUCUGCACCAAAAACAGGUGAACAACAGCACCUGAAUUCUAAGUUGUAUUGGACUUGAGUCUUGUAGUUUUUUGUUUGUUUGCAUUGCUGUAGACAGCGUAUGUGUUGAUUGUCUUGGCUUUCUCUACUCUUAAUUCCCUGUGGAGCUUCCAAAGCCAGAGACACAUAGGAUCAUAGAGACGUAAAUGAGACUUCUACCUGUGCAUCCAGCCCUGCAUGACUGAAGAACUUCUGUGAUACCAGCCAGUGUGUGGAUAUAGUUAGGCUUUAUAAUACUAUUAAAAAUGGUGCCAGAAUUAUUAACAGAUUCUCACGGUUAGCCAAAACUACUUCUGAGGUGGUUGGUAGAAAAGCAGCAGGGUGUUAUCCCAAGCUUAUUAAACUCCAUUCCUUUGAUUUGACAAUUACAAUCCUGAUCCAACAACCCCUGGCCAUAAAAGAAGAAUUAAACUAGGUGAUGGAGAGGCUAGGUCAGAGAAAUAAACUUGUAUUUGCUCUUGGUGAUCUUUAACUUAACUGCAGUAAAUGGAGAAGAAGAUUGGAAAUUAAUUGUUUUCUUGUGGGGUUUGAAUCUAAGAACAGGGAGCUCCCAAGUUCUAAUCCUGGCUUUGUCAGUGACUCUACUCAAGGCCUUUUGCUGGUCACUUGGCUUUUAGGAUUCACAUUCUAGUCAGCUGAAAAGUGACCAGAAUCUCUUCUUGUCCUGGAAAUUGGCUUUAUUCUGACAAUCCCAAGUUAUCCUGACGUCAUUUAAGAUAAAACUCCUUAGAAAAGUAUGCAAAUUUGGUACCAAUGUGGAUUAUUUCAGAGGUACAAGAGAUACUAAAUUUUUAUGUACUUUGAGAUGAUGGAUAUGAUAUGUAACUGGAGAUGAUAUGGAGUUCUAUGCAAAAUGGUAAAGAAUCAAUGUGAACUGAAUUUACUGGAUAUAUUUCUAUCUAGACAUAAUAAAGUAAGUUUAAAAAAUACAA